CGCGAACAGCCUGACGUAACCCGCAGCAACAGCACGUGUCUGAAUACGUCAGUGCGAACAGGAAAAGAACAAAAUGGAGGAGUACGCGAGGGAGCCAUGCCCCUGGAGGAUAGUGGACGACUGUGGGGGCGCCUUCACCAUGGGGGCCAUUGGUGGAGGGAUCUUUCAGGCCGUCAAAGGCUUUAGAAACUCUCCUUCUGGAAUGAAUCACAGAAUGAGGGGUAGCUUGACAGCCAUAAGGACCAGAGCUCCACAACUAGGAGGAAGCUUUGCUGUGUGGGGUGGCCUCUUCUCCAUGAUUGAUUGUGGACUGGUGAAGGUGAGGGGCAAAGAAGACCCCUGGAACUCAAUCACAAGUGGAGCCAUGACAGGAGCCAUUUUAGCAGCAAGAAAUGGACCAGUGGCCAUGGUUGGCUCUGCUGCAAUGGGAGGUAUACUGCUUGCAUUAAUAGAGGGUGCAGGAAUUCUGAUUACAAGGUUUGCCUCAGCACAAUUCCCAACUGGCCCACAGUUUGCAGAAGAACCUGCUCCCAUGCCUGCUUCAUCAUUUGGAGACUAUAGACAGUACCAAUGAGAAGCCUUUUAAAACUCAAGGCCUUUUCUUAUUCCAUGAACUCAUCUGAGACACUGAGGUUACAGUGUGGACCUCAUUCAUCAACGGAGCAUGCCACCAACCACGAAUGACUGUGACAAAGGGAAUAUGAAGGGCAAACACUAUUGUUCCUGUCAUUGCGUUUGUUUUCAGUAUGCCAUUUGCUAUUCUCAGCUUUAUCAUUGGCCUGUGGGUCGCCCUCUAUUUAAGUCAAAACUCAGUUCUGUGUUUUCAUCCACAUGUUCUGUGUUUUUGUUUUCUGUUUUCUCAUUUUGUCGCUAACACAGCUGGAAAAGUUUGCUGAAGCAAUAGGUAUACUGUUUACGUCAUGCUAGGUUGUUGAAGUUGAGCUCCAAUCAAUUGGCUGUAUAAAGUGUGUGUGUGUGUGAUUGUUAAUACUAGUGUGUGUGUGUGUGCAUAAGAGUUUAAUACAUGCCUGUGCACUGAUCGUUUGCCUUAAUGUAAACUUUCUCAUGGCCCUCAACAAGAUCGUAUAUACAUAUUGGAGAUUUUUAUUGGCUGUUCCAUGCCAAACCUUCUCUUGCAGAAUAUAUUCCUUCACGUUUUACUUUUUGAAGUAGCUAUUUAUUUUCUUGAAGUAAAACUUUGUCGUUUCAAGAUGUUAUGCUGUAUUGUGUAAUUAUAUAAUUUCUCUACAGUGAAUGUUUAGGAGUUUUGAUCACAAAGGAUGCAUCAGAAAAAAAAGGUUUAUGAAUGGAGAGGAUUAUUAGUCUCUUCUGGUGGAUAUAUGAGCCAAAUUAGGCUUAGAAACAAAGUAAAUAAACUAGUUACUACUGUG
This is a messenger RNA of Sinocyclocheilus anshuiensis, 1391 nucleotides long. It is a transcript of the gene timm17a, whose product is annotated as translocase of inner mitochondrial membrane 17 homolog A (yeast). Bases 74 to 574 code for a protein of 166 amino acids. Gene Ontology annotation, cellular component: TIM23 mitochondrial import inner membrane translocase complex. Gene Ontology annotation, molecular function: transmembrane protein transporter activity. The transcript is spliced from 6 exons. Gene Ontology annotation, biological process: protein import into mitochondrial matrix. The record is from RefSeq and is a predicted model, not a curated record. Lineage: Eukaryota; Metazoa; Chordata; Actinopteri; Cypriniformes; Cyprinidae.